GACGCCACCCGCGCGGACGGCCGUUUCCUACAUGGCCUAUACUCCCAUAUACUCACUCGAACUUGAAUACAAAUCGAUACCCAAUCAAAAUUAAAUCAAGUUUACACUCAAGAAAAUCUAGUGCUUCGAGGUGCUAUCUAACUCUAACAAAAUCGAUACUGCCGGGAUCGCUGCAACGAACAUUCCUCUCUGUGAUUCGUGUUUGUGAAUGAUGUUACUUAAUAAAAUAAUUAAGAGCAGGGACUAUGAAGAUGUUUCUCUGGCCUACAAAUUCUUCUAGUCUUUGAAUUCCAAAUAACAAACAGAAUGAGAGGAACAAAGGCCGUUUUUCUCGUUUUAUUGUUUGGCCACCUCUCCGCUCUGCCAGAUACUAUAAGAAUAGGGGGACUUUUCCACCCCGAGGAUGACAAACAGGAGGUGGCAUUCCGUUACGCCGUGGAGAGGGUGAAUGCAGAUCGCGCGGUUUUGCCACGUGCCAAGCUACUCGCGCAAGUUGAAACUAUAUCGCCGCAAGAUAGUUUUCACGCAUCCAAACGAGUGUGCCACCUCCUUCGAAGUGGCGUAGCGGCCAUCUUCGGGCCCCAGUCGGCUCCAGCGGCGGCGCAUGUCCAGUCUAUAUGUGACACGAUGGAAUUACCCCAUCUUGAGACUCGGUGGGACUACCGGACCAGACGCGAGUCCUGUCUUGUCAACUUGUAUCCACAUCCAGCUGCACUGAGUCGGGCAUACGUCGACCUCGUCCGCGCCUGGGGCUGGAAAUCGUUCACGAUAGUGUACGAGAACAGCGAAGGCUUAGUACGUUUGCAGGAAUUAUUAAAAGCCCACGGGCCCUCCGAAUUGCCGGUCGCCGUCAGACAACUGCCAGACUCCCACGAUUACAGGCCGUUGUUAAAACAAAUAAAGAACUCAGCGGAAUCGCACAUUGUGCUAGACUGCGCCACUGAGAGGAUUAGGGACGUGCUCCAGCAAGCGCAGCAGAUCGGCAUGAUGUCGGAUUACCACAGCUACCUCAUCACAUCCCUGGAUCUACACAGCGUAGACUUGGAAGAGUUCAAAUAUGGCGGAACGAACAUAACAGCGUUGAGGCUUCUCGAUCCUGAAAGAGCUGAAGUACAGAGAGUGGUACGAGAUUGGGUUUACGACGAGGCGAGAAAGGGAAGGAAGCUGCAACUAGGGCAUACUUCGGCUAAGGAAAACAUGACUUUUAUAAAGACGGAGACCGCGUUAAUGUACGAUGCGGUACAUUUAUUCGCUAAAGCGUUACACGACCUUGACACUUCGCAACAAAUCGAUGUGCGGCCGUUGUCGUGCGAGGCAGAGGACACGUGGCCCCAUGGGUACAGCCUCAUCAACUACAUGAAAAUCGUUGAAAUGAAAGGCUUAACGGGAGUUAUAAAGUUUGACCAUCAAGGCUUCCGGAGCGAUUUCACCCUCGAUAUAAUCGAGCUAACUCGGGAGGGUCUCCAGAAGGCCGGCACUUGGAACUCGUCAGAGGGUGUCAAUUACACGAGGUCUUACGGCGACAAUCAGAAGCAGAUAGUGGAAAUACUUCAAAACAAGACGCUCAUUGUCACUACAAUUUUGAGCGCGCCGUAUUGCAUGCGGCGAGAGGCGAGCGAGAAGCUGACAGGCAACGCGCAGUUCGAAGGCUAUGCCAUUGAUCUCAUUCACGAGAUAUCUAAAGUUCUGGGCUUCAAUUACACAUUCAAGCUUGCGCCCGACGGUCGAUACGGGUCCUACAACAGGGAGACCAAAGAGUGGGACGGAAUGAUAAGAGAGCUUCUCGAACAACGAGCGGACGUGGCUAUUGCUGACCUGACCAUUACUUACGACAGGGAACAAGUGGUAGACUUCACAAUGCCUUUUAUGAAUCUGGGGAUAUCCGUGCUUUACCGAAAACCUAUAAAGCAGCCACCAAACUUAUUUUCGUUCCUGUCACCCCUUUCCUUGGAUGUCUGGAUUUACAUGGCGACGGCGUAUUUGGGUGUAUCUGUUCUACUGUUUAUACUUGCCAGGUUCAGCCCGUACGAGUGGGACAGUCCUCGGAACUGCCUUGACGAGCCGCCGGUGCUGGAGAAUCAGUUCACACUGUUGAACUCGCUGUGGUUCACUAUCGGGUCCUUGAUGCAGCAAGGUUCGGAUAUCGCACCGAAAGCUGUAUCAACCCGGAUGGUAGCAGGGAUGUGGUGGUUUUUCACAUUGAUCAUGAUAUCUUCUUACACGGCUAAUUUAGCCGCUUUUCUGACUGUUGAAAGAAUGGAUUCGCCCAUAGAAAGCGCAGAAGAUUUGGCUAAGCAAACUAAAAUUAAAUAUGGCGCUUUAAAAGGAGGCUCUACGGCGGCAUUCUUUAGGGACUCAAACUUCUCGACAUACCAACGCAUGUGGUCAUUCAUGGAGUCAGCUCGCCCUACGGUAUUCACCAGCAGUAACAAGGAGGGUGAAGAGAGAGUCAUGAGAGGGAAAGGUGGUUACGCCUACCUUAUGGAGUCUACCACCAUCGAGUACGUGGUUGAAAGGAAUUGCGAUCUAACUCAAGUUGGGGGGAUGUUAGACUCAAAGGGAUAUGGAAUUGCUAUGCCACCAAAUUCACCUUACCGUACGGCUAUUAGCGGGGCAGUUUUGAAAUUGCAAGAGGAGGGAAAAUUGCAUAUAUUAAAAACAAAAUGGUGGAAAGAGAAACGUGGUGGUGGAUCAUGUAGAGAUGAAACAUCAAAGUCGUCGUCAACUGCAAACGAGUUGGGCCUAGCGAAUGUCGGCGGGGUUUUCGUCGUCCUAAUGGGCGGCAUGGGCGUCGCGUGCGUCAUUGCCGUCUGUGAGUUUGUGUGGAAGUCGCGUAAGGUUGCAGUCGACGAACGGAAGGAAGAGGCUUCGCUUUGUUCGGAAAUGGCAUCUGAGCUUCGGUCUGCUUUGAAGUGUCCAAGCGGCGGAGGGAGCGGGGGGACGGGCGGCGCGAGGGAGGGCGCCGACUCCCCGUACUUGCACUACGGGUUCAGUACAAAAAGCCAACUACACUAGCGCCCAGACUCGGCCUCCUCGCCCCCGAGCGAUGUGUAGGCUCCACAGACUGUACGCAACCCCAUUCAGAGGUCAACUCGAAGUGUCAUGUGAUGAUAACUGCCAGACCGACACGACACGACUCGACGCGGCGACAACACGCAACGUCUCGUCCUCGUACCGUAGCAUGUAAAUAAACCAUAUCGUAUUAACGUAUAAAUGUACGUUAGCUAGACACGUAACUGCAAGCUUGACUAACCUGUGUGAUCAAUCAUUUUGUGCAAGCAUGCUUUAGCGUUAGCAUACCUUCCAACAAGCAAAAUGCUUGCGCAACAUGGCUUGUCAAGCAAACUUGUGCAGCUGUAGUUACGUGUGUAACUAGCUUUACGAUUUAAGAUACAAUAAUAAUGUUGUGAAAUUUUACGUGUUUAAAAAUGUGUUGUAGAGAUUUAUUUCUAAAUAGUGAAUUGAUGCCAAUAUUUAUUUAUUUGUGCCUAACUUGGUGCAGAAAAGUUAAUGUACCUACCUAUUUGUAAAUAUUAUUGCUAUAUUAACUGUCAUUUCAUAUACCUACCUAAGUAGUGAAUUUGAUAAAAUAUAUUAAUUCUCAAAUGUAAAUAAUUCAUUUCCUGUAGCGUGAGGAGUACCUAUACAUAUAUUUUCAUGUCUAGGACUUAAUGAUUGAAUAUGAUACAAUAAUCUUUUCGAUUCACUGUCGAUUUUUAAUAUUUGGAUAACAAGAUUAUUAUACGAUAAGAACUGUAUGUGUAGUGAUAAUAAUACAUUAUUUACAGGCUUAAUUCAGAUAGACCACUUCUGACAUCUCAAUUAAUUAACUUUAAACCCAUUACGAGCUGUUGACUAGUCAGACAGACAGUCAGACACGGCGAUCGUGGCAAUCACUAGUCGUCAGGCCGACUAUUCAACAGUGAGUACUGAAUGGGUCCAAGUAUAUCACUGCCCAUAUACCUAUCCGGCCAUCCUAUAUAUUUUUACGUGAUUGUGCACCGAAGAAGACUUUCCUGGGUACGAUCCUUGACCAAAUUCAAAACUUAUUCCAAUUAAACAAUCCAAUAGAAAAUAGCCUUUUAACUUACUUUAGAGACGACGCGAUUAAUGUGGUCUGUGUGAACUAAGCUUAAGGUUAGGAUAUGAAUUCAAAUUGACCACAAUAUUAAAUUAAUGUCAUAAUCUUAAUUAUUAUACACGUGAUUAACGAAUAUUAAAAAAGUUCUCUGUGAAUUCGUAAAUGUUACUAAAUUAUGUCGGCGCUACAUCGCUGGCUGAAGGACAGGAAGCUACGAGACCUUCGACAAAGUGAGCAAGACCAAACGCGAGAGUGUAGACCGAGCGUUAGACUCAACAUCCCCAAUGACUGGGAUGUAAAAUGUAGAUCGUUGCUGGCCUAGGCUUGCCAAAUACCGAGCGUCUCGAUUACCUUGUGUCACCGACAGCAAACACGAACAGUGCCAAAAAAGUAGAGUGUGGAUCAGUUUGACCUCCUAGAGCUCGUUGACAUUAGGUUAGACCGACACAGUCAUUUUCAAAAAUUAUGUCAGAAAUAGGUAUAUGGAUAUUAUGCCUAGCACAAUUCACAUGAGUGGAAUUUGAUAAAACUAUCGAUGAAAGGACCUCGAGUCAUUUUGGUCUAAUUUUUCAAAAUCUCUCAAACCUAUGCCUUGUGAAUACUUUUGGGACACCAUGUUCGCGUUCAAUUUCGACUUGGUCGCCAUAUUAUGAAAUGAAUUAUACUCCUAAAGCACAUGACACAGGUUUGAACACUGUUGAGGGAUUAUGAGGAAUUGGACCAGAAUUUAUACAUUUUUGCUCAUUGUCCUUUACCGGUUAAUAGUAAUAAUUCUUAUGUAAAGGGUCUUGUUAUAAUGGCAAUAGACAGUCGGUGAAUCACAAAACUAAUCUAACUAAUCGAUCCGAACUAAUGUGAACCAGCUUCAAUUAAUUUACUCUCAAUGUUGAUGAACAUUAUUUUAUACAUAUAGAAACUAAAGCAAUCGAUAAUGUCAGCUCAAAUUGUGCCAAUCCAAUUAUCCUCUUUAAAAUAUUUUGUAAGUUUACAUAAUAUAAAGGUUAUUAUAAAAAUAAAACCGUUUUAUUAAA
Molecule: messenger RNA, 5112 nt
Organism: Maniola jurtina (meadow brown)
Lineage: Eukaryota; Metazoa; Arthropoda; Insecta; Lepidoptera; Nymphalidae
Gene: KaiR1D
Product: glutamate receptor ionotropic, kainate 2
Exons: 19
Coding region: 307-3015 (902 amino acids)
Biological process (GO): monoatomic ion transport; modulation of chemical synaptic transmission; synaptic transmission, glutamatergic
Cellular component (GO): postsynaptic membrane; plasma membrane
Molecular function (GO): transmitter-gated monoatomic ion channel activity involved in regulation of postsynaptic membrane potential; glutamate-gated receptor activity
Source: RefSeq, a predicted model, not a curated record